AUUUUUUUUCCAAAAAAAAAAAGAAAGAAAGGAAAAGAAAAAAAAACACAAAAUGGAUGAUGAUGAUAGAUUGAAGAAAUUAGUAAUCAUCAUCGUGGUGGCGGCGGCAUGUGUUUCACCGGCAAUUAGUAGUAGUAUCACACUAACUGACGACUCCAUUUCCAAUUCCCACUGGUCAACUGCCAAAGCAAGUAAGCUCAUCAGUGACCUCAAUUUAUUUCCCGAACUUUCCGUCAACAUCAUCCAUGACGACGGCGACCACCGUUCCUCUUCCUCCUCCUCUACUAGCCACCGACGGAUUAUUGAGAAGCCGUUUAAAUUCCCGAAUUUUACGGAUGCUGAUGACGUGUCACUUGAAGAAUUAGGUCAUCAUGCUGGUUAUUAUCCCAUUGAACACUCUCAUAAUGCUCAGAUGUUCUACUUUUUCUUCGAAUCUCGGAACAGCAAACAUGACCCUGUUGUUAUCUGGCUGACCGGAGGACCGGGUUGCAGCAGUGAGCUUGCUCUUUUCUAUGAGAAUGGUCCUUUUAAAAUUGCAGAUGACAUAACUCUUGUCUGGAAUGAAUACGGGUGGGACCAGGUAUCAAACUUGUUGUAUGUUGACCAACCUACUGGGACCGGCUUUAGUUAUAGCACUGAUAUUAGAGAUAUUCGCUAUGAUGAGAAGGGUGUGAGUGAUGACCUAUACGAUUUCUUACAGGCAUUCUUUUCAGAACAUCCUGAACUUGUAGAGAAUGACUUUUAUAUUACUGGAGAAUCAUACGCUGGCCAUUACAUUCCUGCUGUUGCUGCUCGGGUCCACCAAGGAAACAAAAAUAAAGAAGGAAUACACAUUAACCUAAAGGGAUUUGCUAUUGGAAAUGGGCUCACUGAUCCAGCUAUUCAGUACAAGGCUUAUACAGAUUAUGCAUUGGAGAUGGGGCUUAUCAAAAAGUCUCAAUAUAAAUUCAUCAAUUUGAUCGUUCCAACUUGUGAAGCAGCAAUAAAGCUAUGUGGCACUAAUGGGAAAGCCUCUUGUAUAACUGCAAACUUGGUUUGCAACAGCAUUUUUGAAUCAAUCCUUCUUAUUGCAGGCAAUAUCAAUUACUAUGACAUUAGAAAAGAGUGUAUUGGCAGCCUUUGCUAUGACUUCUCAGACAUGGAGACACUCCUGAACCAGAAAUCUGUUAGGCAAGCUCUUGGAGUUGGAGAUAAAAAGUUUGUUUCGUGUAGUACUACGGUGUACCUGGCAAUGCUAAUGGAUUGGAUGAGAAAUCUUGAAGUUGGCAUUCCUGGUCUCCUUGAGGAUGGGAUUAAGUUGCUUGUAUAUGCUGGAGAGUAUGACCUCAUCUGCAACUGGCUCGGUAAUUCGAGGUGGGUUCAUGCUAUGGAAUGGAAUGGAAAGGAGCAGUUCAAUGUGUCUUCUGAAGUUCCUUUUGUAGUAGCUGGAUCUGAUGCAGGCGUACUAAAAAGUUAUGGCCCACUUAGUUUUCUUAAGGUGCAUAAUGCUGGACAUAUGGUUCCUAUGGAUCAACCGAAGGCUGCGCUGAAGAUGCUAAAGAGGUGGAUGGCAGGUUCACUUUCCGAAAGUGAAAGGGAGCCCAAAUCUCUAGUUUCCUCCAUAUAAUGUUUUAUGGCAUUGUGCAAAGUCCAUUUUUUGUAAUUUGUGAACAAUGCAGGAUGUCUUCCCUCGCAACUAAUAGAGUUUAGUCAACCUAGGUGCAACACUAUAAGAGUAGAACAAAUGAAGCAUCUUUUAGCUGCUUUCUUAUCCUUAUAGAUUGCAAAUGUUUUAGUCAAUGAUAGAUCCAUGGGCCAUGUGAUGAUAUCUUUCAAUAAUCCAUGGUAUCAAAGUUCUCUUUACUUUGGACUUUGUUUCAGUUGAUCAUAUAUGAAAUAUGACACAUAAUUUAUGAGUUUCAGUA
This is a messenger RNA of Erigeron canadensis, 1904 nucleotides long. RefSeq names its product serine carboxypeptidase-like. Lineage: Eukaryota; Viridiplantae; Streptophyta; Magnoliopsida; Asterales; Asteraceae. The record is from RefSeq and is a predicted model, not a curated record. The transcript is spliced from 9 exons. Bases 53 to 1606 code for a protein of 517 amino acids. Gene Ontology annotation, cellular component: vacuole. Gene Ontology annotation, biological process: proteolysis. Gene Ontology annotation, molecular function: serine-type carboxypeptidase activity.